Messenger RNA from Rangifer tarandus platyrhynchus (Svalbard reindeer), 306 nucleotides. The record is from the annotation of a GenBank genome assembly. NCBI's taxonomy places the organism in Eukaryota, Metazoa, Chordata, Mammalia, Artiodactyla, Cervidae.
AUGUAUUUCUGUAAAAUAGACCCUGGGCUUCAUGUUAAUAGAAGAAAUACAAUUCUGACAAUGACCUUUGGGGAUAAUGCAGAAAAACACAGGUUGGAUAGAACUCCAGAGCCUAAUGAAGAUAAGAAGUAUAUAAGUACUGCUUUAGUGAAAGGGAGGAGCGAGAGAGAGGGGAGGGCUGGAAGAGCCCAGGGCUGCCCUCCCCCCCUCCAACCCCCCUCCCCCUGCCGCAGCAGCUGUGCUGGGCUUCCAAGGUCAACCGGCAAUUGUGGUGGUGACAUCGAGGAACUCAGAGAUGUCCAGUGA